GCCGACCCUAGAGGCACCUUGUGUGCACAGAUCACCCUCGCUGGAGUGUGACUACAGGUUCCUGCCUGACGAGAUUUUGCUUUGCAGACAGUGGUGAACGAAAGCAGCCGACUUUUGAGGCGCCUCAAAAGCCGUUCGCUGGAGUGUGUCUACUGGUUACUGUCGGACGAAAUUUGCAGACAGUGGUGAGAGAAAGUAGCCGGCCGCCGGUCAAGGUUUAGUUUUGAGACGCCUCGAAAGUAGCCGGCCGCCAGUCAAAUACGGCUUCAAAGGAAGGCGAGGCCCUUUUGCAAUUCAAGGGGAAUAGUAGCGUGGCAUAUUAGCGUAGCCUCCCGCGCUCCGAGAUUAGCGGGGAAUAGAUUCUAGGGGCGGUAAGAAGUCUAUUUUUGAGGCGCCUCAAAAAUAGACUCCUCACGCAUGGAUUCUAUAUAGAGCGAUUCUAGGGGCGGUAAGCCAGUCGGAUACUCACGCGGCUUCGGUGUACGGCAACUGGACCACCCUCAUCCUAGCUGAAUAAUCUACGAGAAAUCUUAUUUCCAGUCUUUAUUUUUUAUGCCACGGUUCACUAGCGAGCAGCACUGUCGACUACACUAGCACGAGACCAUGAUCCAAGCGGGUGAUUAUCCCGUGCCGUCCCCUUCCCGAGACCCCAUCCAUCGCGCCUCUGCUCGGAUGUCUGAAGCCUUAUCAGUAAGAUCGGACGCCUCGUCACGAAGAACGAACCUCGAAGCCUCAGCUUCGUCUGCAUGGCACAGGAAUGGGCAUUUCAAUUAUAAUCUCUCUGUAAAUCGACGGUGUUUCCCAGGGUCCGACCAGCGGGCUAUAGAAUCGAAGAAAGAGAGUCAGCGGAAAGCCGCUUACCCAUGUCGCCUCGACGUCCUCGUAUUUACGUACGCGUUAAUCUGCACCGCCUUUUCCCAGCCGCUAGCCGCAGCGGCCGCCAUUCCGGCGGGAAACACGGCUGCAGCUGACGUGGCAGCCGCGCAAGUGGCGGCGGCGGCAGAGGCAGCGGAUGCGGAAGGGGCGGCAAUGGCGGCGAGUUUCGGGUGGCACGGGGACCCACUGGCGCAUUUGGACGGUAGCGAGGGGGCGGCGUUCGUUGCGCCGUGUUUGCCGUCCGGGCUGGCGGGAUUCAGCCACUCGGUUAUUCUGUCGGAGAGCGGCCUCAUCCUGCACUGGGUGCGCCGCAACCUCUUGUUUAUGGAGUUCGCCCUCGAAGCAAGAUUCGGCAGCGGCGCAGAGAACGGGUGGAUCGCCGUGGGGUGGUCGCACGACGGCAGGAUGGUCCCCAGCUUGGCUAUAGUCGGCUCCCCGGCCGGCAUUGCCGCCCCUUCCCGGGCUCCGGGCGGCAGAGGGACCGGUCCGGGCGGCAUGGCUGGCGUGGCGGCGUAUGCUAUUAGCGGGUAUAGGAGGGAAGAUGCGAGGCAAUUGGUGGGGGGAGAGGGGAGUGGGGAGAAGGGGAGGAGAGUGGAGAGGAGGGGUGGAGCAUUUACACGUCAGCACGAGGGUCUACUGUGAUGCGCUUCUCUCGGAGCCUCCUCUCCAACCCGCCCGUCCUCAAUACAAGCGCAUCCGUUAUAAGCACGAAAUACGACCAGCACCCCUCUAGCGAGCCGACGUACAGCAUGAGCCACCAUGUGAUCUGGGCCCACUCCGACCGUCAGGAGGACGCUCUGCGAUACCACGGCAGGAGCAGGGGCUCGAUCUUCGUCGACUACAUGUGCGAGCUGCUCGCCUCCCCUGCCAGGCUGGCCUGCCAGCCGUCCUCCCUGCCGGGCUACAGCUGCAUGCUACAGCUGCAGGGAGACAGCUUCACUCUCCACUGGCAUCUCACCCCCUCCUCCCUCCUCCUCGCUGCUGACGUGGCAACCUCUGGUUGGGUCGCCGUCGGCUGGUCCAAGGACGGCAAGAUGGCUGGCAGUGAGGCAGCCAUUGGGAACCUGCCACGUGGCAGCAGCAGCAUGAAGACAGGUGGCGGUGCUGACGUGUCAGGGAAGGAGGAGCAGCAGGCUGUGGGAUCGUUCCUGAUUGGUGGAUACGAGAGAAGCGCCAUCCGCUCGACUCUGAAGUUCACUGUGACUAAUGCGAGUGUGACAACGACGACCAAAGGAAGGACUGUAAUGAAGUUUGAGCGGCCAAUAGUGAACGGCGAGCUGCCCCUCUCCUCUGCUGACGUGGCAACCAUCAUCUGGGCGUACUCCGAUGCAGAUUCCAGGAAACUCACUUUCCACGGAAACAACAGGGGAUCGGUGGCCAUCAAUCUCAUCACAGGGGAGUCAAUCACCGCCUCUCCCUCCCCCUCCGCCUCCUCCUCCUCCUCGUCCUCUCCCCCCUUCAGCAAGCCGGCCAUCAUAGCCCAUGCCAUCCUCCUCAUCGCCGCUUUCCUCGUCCUCUUGCCAUCCGCCAUCCUCGUCGCUCGCAUAUGCCUCGUGAACCUUCCUGGAAACGACGGUAAUUACCAUACCACUACCACUACCACUACCAGCAGCAGCAGCAGCAGCACCAGAGGCAGCAACAGUGGCUUUGGCAAAGUCACAUUGGCUGGAUUCAUGCACACUGGGCCACUUCGGCUUGCUGAAGCCAAUGCCCAGCUGGACGCCAGCAUGGCUAGUUUCUCCCCAGCUGAGUCAGCCUCCUCGAAUGCUGACAUGGCAGGCUCACUAGGUGCCACAUCAGCACAGGCAGCCCAGCAGCAGCAGGAGGAUGGGCAGCUGCAGCAGAGCCGAGCAUUCUGGUUCACAUGGCACAAGUACCUGCAAGUGGCCGCUCUUGUCUGUAUCUGCAUCGGGUGCAUCACGGCAUUCGUCUCAUCUGGGUCUCACGGCUUCAGUCACUCCCAUGCGUGGGUCGGCAUUGCCGUUCUCGUUCUUCUCCUCGUCUUCCAGCCACUCAUUCUUUGCCUCCGGCCACCCAGAAAUCGGAAUGAAAGCAGCAUCGACCAAUGGUGCUUCACCGCGUGGACAAAGAGCACAUGGCGCUGGGUGCACUGGACGGUUGGGAUCACAUCGUUGGUGAUGGGAUGGGCCAACAUAUUUUUGGGGAUGAACCUCUAUUUCAACUUCAUCGGAAACGACCCAUUUGGCCUUGAAGCGUUUUUAGGCAUCAUUAUGGCGGUAUUUGUGAUCGUGUAUAUGCUCUUCGUAUGUCGUGAUAAGCUUGAAAAACGCAAAUCGGAAGGGCCUCAGUUUAGUGUCUACGCUAGCAUAGCAUAAUAGUUCCCCCUAUACUUGAUUUGACAUGUUUUGUUGAAUUGUAAUUCUUACAAUGU
Molecule: messenger RNA, 3268 nt
Organism: Closterium sp. NIES-67
Lineage: Eukaryota; Viridiplantae; Streptophyta; Zygnematophyceae; Desmidiales; Closteriaceae
Source: the annotation of a GenBank genome assembly